GAUGGCCCUUACGUGCAUCCACACGUGCUCUCCUUCCCAGACGGUAAAAUGAAGACCAGCUGGUGCAAUUCGUUGCCGGAUAUCGAUGUCCGCGAUACAUACUCGUUCUUUUGGAAAGCCCCAAAAGGGGGGAAGCAGAUCUGGUUCGCCGUUUGCAGCACUCCCAGCAAAAACUGGGUC
Molecule: messenger RNA, 180 nt
Organism: Paecilomyces variotii
Lineage: Eukaryota; Fungi; Ascomycota; Eurotiomycetes; Eurotiales; Thermoascaceae
Exons: 1
Source: RefSeq, a predicted model, not a curated record